This is a messenger RNA of Paramecium sonneborni, 435 nucleotides long. Lineage: Eukaryota; Ciliophora; Oligohymenophorea; Peniculida; Parameciidae. The record is from the annotation of a GenBank genome assembly.
AUGAUGUUAUUUAAUGAUCAUUACUACUUGUACUAUUUAAGUAAUAUUAAACUAUAAUAGUAUUUUAAGGUACUAAUUAUUCAUGGCACUUAAUUAUCUAUAUAUACAAUGUUUUUAUUCAUUAUUUAUUAAAAAUGUAGAUAAGAAUUAAAUGAAAGUUCAGUAAUAAGUUUGGCAUUGCUAACUUUCUCUUUUAUGAUUAUGUAUUGUAAAAUUAAAAUAUAUCAUAUCACAAAUAAUAAUUUUGUGUAAAUAAAAAGAUAUCAACUUACAAAAUUAUUUUUCCACUAUUUAUAGCUACAUAAUAUGAGUGUUUUUGCUUGUAUCUCCACAUCUUUUUAUAAACAAAGUUAACCCUUAUUGACCCUCAAUUAAAGAAGUUUAAUAUAUUUUUUACAAUUACUCAAGUAGUUUAAAUACAAUAAACAUAAAUGA